Cheilinus undulatus (humphead wrasse) is the source of this 3262-nucleotide messenger RNA. It is a transcript of the gene vwa10.2, whose product is annotated as von Willebrand factor A domain containing 10, tandem duplicate 2. The transcript is spliced from 18 exons. Bases 238 to 3168 code for a protein of 976 amino acids. The record is from RefSeq and is a predicted model, not a curated record. NCBI's taxonomy places the organism in Eukaryota, Metazoa, Chordata, Actinopteri, Labriformes, Labridae.
UCCAUCCGUCAAACUAUAAGAGGAAUGAAUGAGGACACACACUCAUUUUCAACUUUCAGAUAACGCAGGAAACACACAUUUCUAGACACAAUACACACUGCUGGCAUAGGAAUACUGAAGUGGGGUCAAGAACUGAAUAGGCAGAGACGAGUACACACAGUCCCAGUGAAGGACAAAGCAGGAAGAGAGACUGGAAGCACUAAGAUUUCUUCUGCUUCCAUUAUCAUCUUUAAAGUCAUGGCAGCCUCACAGACAGUCAUGUUGGAGGUGGUGGUGAUCCUCUACCUGUCAGGCCUCAUACACAGCUUCCAACCACUCUUCUCAUUUGUCGGGAAUUCCACAACUCACCGUGUCAUCACGCAGAAGGCGGUGCUCAGGAAGACGGCAGAGGUCUGCAGAGACAUCGCAGCCUCAGAGGGACGAGACUUCAACCUCACUAUUGACAACAGUCUAACAACUGACAAAGUGCUAAGGGCCUGCUCCACUACAGGCUCCUCCUCCUCUUCUCUCCUCUCCUCCAUCAAGUUCCAAACCUCCAUCGCUAACAUGUACUUCAGCAACGCAAAAGUUGACGUGAUUUUUGCUCUGAGUGAGGCACACCAUUUUGACGAUGAGACCUUCAAGGGAGGACGGGAUAUCAUUACGUCAGGUGUGUCUGCGGUUAAAGAAAGUGUGAAGCAGGAGAACUUUGUCACUGCAAGGACAACACUUGGACGGGUCUGUCACACCUUACAGGAUUUCUACAGCCACAGUAACUGGGUUGAACUUGGGAAAGAGGUUCCUUACAGCGCUCUGAUCAGACCAGAUGAACCUUUUCAGAACCUUGCAGGUCCCAAAACUCCUACCUGUAGAAACUGUACAAAAGAAAACUGUUCAGACAACCUUUUACCUGACUUGCUACAGCAGGGCCUUCUCACUUCAGGGUACUUUAAUGCCCUCUCCUCAGCAAAACCUGCAGGUAAAUGCAGCCAUGGUGGAACUUUUGACAGAACAAGCAAAUGUGACCCAGCGGGGGGGAUCAACAAGGAUGAAGUAGGGUCCAGCCAUGGCUCCCUUCACUACAAAGCUGCUGAUUUGGCUGUGAGUGCCACAAUGGAGCUAUUGGAGGAUGUCAGGGUAGUUAUCAGAGACAAGAACUUCCUGAGAUUGAUGGGCCUCUCUCAGUCCUCUGUGCUGUGUUUUGUCAUUGACACUACAGGCAGUAUGAAUGAUGACAUAGCCGAGGCAAAGAGAAUUUCUUUUGACAUUAUUGACAGUAAAAGAGGAACACCCCAGGAGCCCUCUGCCUACAUACUGGUACCUUUCAAUGACCCAGGUUUUGGACCCUUGGUUCUGACAACAGAUGCAGACGUCUUCAAAAACAACAUCAACAAACUGUCUGCUAGUGGAGGAGGAGACAUUCCUGAGCUGUGCUUGUCAGGACUGCAGCUUGCCCUGACUUCUGCUCCACCCUCCUCUGAGAUCUUUGUCUUCACCGAUGCUCCUGCUAAAGACGCUCAUCUGAAAAGCACUAUCACUGCCCUCAUAGAGAACAGCAAGUCUGUGGUAACUUUCAUGUUGACAGGUGUGCUGGAGAGCCGCCGGCACCGCAGGGGCCUUCGGGGUGCAAUUUCCCGCUCCAUGAGCCAAUCAAACGCCCAGCUGUAUCGUGAUCUUGCCCAGGCCUCUGGAGGUCAGGCCAUCGAGGUUACCAAAUCUGAACUUUCUCUGGCUACAAGCGUCAUACAGGAUUCAUCAGCCAGUGCUGUGGUGACAGUUUUUCAAGUUGUGAAGAAUCCUGGAAAGCCUGAUUAUUUCACAUUUACUAUUGAUGGAUCUCUAAAAAACAUGACUGUCUACAUCACAGGAGCUUCCUCUCUCACCUUCACUCUCACCAGCCCAGCAGGUGUAUCUCAGAGUUUCAGCCAGUCCAGUGGUCCUCUGGCAUCGUUCACCACAGUAGGAAACCUGCGUCGAUUGAGCCUCAACAUUGAAAAUCAAACAGGAUCAUGGGUCAUCAGUGUUAAUUCUAAUAAUCCCUACUCUGUAAAGGUCACAGGUCAAAGUUCAGUGGACUUCAUUUUCAACCUCGUGGAGGCUCAUGAAGGUCCACAUGGAGACUUCAGUUUAAAAGAGGGACGUCCUCUGUCAGGUGGUAACGCCACCCUCUUAGUCACUGUGACAGGGAGUGACACAGUAAAGAUCACAGAGGUCACACUGUUCGACAGCUCAGGGCCAACGGAGAUCAGUGGAUCGCUGCAGUCGGUGGGAAGGGGUACCUUCCUGGUGACAUUCAGUGGGGUCCCAGCAGGUGACUUUGUGGUUCGCCUUAGGGGAGAGGACAGCAGCUCUGCCUCCAAGUCAACACCGAGCAGCUUCCAGAGACAGGCCUCCACACAGAUCAAGACCUCCAGCAUCUCUGUAACUGUACAUGCCAACAACACAAACAUAGAACCAGGCUCCACUAUCACCAUCCCUUUCACAGUUGCCAUGACCACCGGUGGAUUCAUUGAUGAUUCUACAACUGGGACAUUCACAGUGCGAGCCAACAACGACCGCAGUUACACAAUGACUUCACCCAGCACACUCAGUGUUACAGAGGGCAGUGGAGGCAAAGCCAACGGCACCGUCACUUUGACUGUACCAGGCAAUGCUGCAUCAGGGACAGAUGUGACACUUACCAUCGGGGCAGAAAAUGCAGCAGCUACUGAUAUCAACUAUGCAGUUAUCAGACUGUCUGUGACUGCCAAGAUUACAGAUAUUAACCGCCCAGUGUGCCAGGAAGUCAGAACAUCAAGCAGCUGCCCCUCCUCUGCGUCGCUCUGUGCCUCUUCCAAGUGGAAAUUCAUUGCCAACCUCACAGAUGGCAUAAACGGGACAGGCAUUGACAGCAUCACUAUCCGCAGAGGAAACGGUACCCUCAACACAAGUACAGUAACUGAAGCAGGAGGUGAGGAUACUAUAGUGGCUACCUACAGCGCCUCCUGCUGUUCACAGAGUGUAGAGCUGACUGUUGUGGACAAAGUAGGAAACGUGGGGAGAUGUGUUGGACAGAUUAGAGCACUUAGCACAGCUGCUCCUGUGACUACAGCUGCAGAUAACACUGCGUCCUCUAGAGGGCACACUUCGAACAUUUCACACUGUCUAUGGAUCAGUGUUGUAGUUUCUCUCCUGUGGAAGUUCAAGUGAUAAUGGAGGUUAUCCUAUACAUGUGCAUCAAUAUUAGCGUCUUUGAUUGAUACCGUAUAUAUCUCCACAUUAUAUGUGAAUAACCAGGACUUAA